Molecule: messenger RNA, 3217 nt
Organism: Lycium ferocissimum
Lineage: Eukaryota; Viridiplantae; Streptophyta; Magnoliopsida; Solanales; Solanaceae
Product: histidine kinase CKI1-like
Exons: 4
Coding region: 11-2161 (716 amino acids)
Biological process (GO): phosphorylation; phosphorelay signal transduction system
Cellular component (GO): nucleus
Molecular function (GO): phosphorelay sensor kinase activity
Source: RefSeq, a predicted model, not a curated record
UGCUCAAGGAAUGGGAAGUAAUGUCCACAAACAUAACAAACAAGCAUAUUUUUGGCUUGUGCUCUUGUUUGUUAUACUAGUAGUCUCGCUAUGUGCUUUCAUUAUCAUAGUCUUUAAAGAUGCAAGGAGAAAGAUGUUUCUGUGUGCUGCUCUGAUCAAGCAGAUGGAAUUAACUAAUCAAGCAGAGAAGAAAAGUAUAACCAAGAGUCUAGCAUUUGCAGCUGCAAGUCAUGACAUUCGUAAUGGUUUUGGAAAUAUAACUUGUAGGAUAGACAAUUGUCUUGAGGAUGCCUCCCCAGAGCUUGCAAAAAACCUGAAGCUCAUCAAUGAAGAAAUCAACGGCCUUUCAGACAUAUUACAUUCUGUUCUAGACGCGAGCAAGAUUGAAGCUGGUAAAAUGCCACUCAAGGUGGAAGAGUUUGAUCUAGCAGAACUCGUAGAGAAUACAAUUGAUUUGCAUUAUCAUAGAGCCAUAGAGAAGGGAGUGGAUUUGAUACUAGACCCUGGUGAUGACUCUCUUGCAAAGUUUCGGUUGGUGAAGGGUGACAAAGUGAAAAUUAUGCAGAUACUAAAUAAUUUGAUUACAAAUGCUAUCAAGUUUACCCCAGAAGGCCACAUCUCUGUCAAAGCUUCUGUAAGCAAACCAAGUAAAGACAAUGCCCUUAUUGGUUGCAAUCGGCAUAGUCCAUUUAACUGCUGGACAUGGUUGUGCACCAAGCAAAAUUGUUGCUGCAAUACUUCAAACGAAUUUCCAGCCAUUCAACAGAAUCCCAAUUGCAUGCAAUUCACAUUUGAGGUGGAUGACACGGGCGUGGGGAUUCCUAAAGAUAAACAAAAGUAUGUCUUUGAGAACUUUGUUCAGGUGAAAGAAGAAACAACUUCUGGAGUAGAAGGUUAUGGCUUGGGACUAGGCAUUGUUCAAUCUAUGGUACAUCUGAUGGGGGGAGAGAUCAAGAUUGUUGACAAAGACGAUGGAGAAAGAGGCACUCGCUUCCAAUUCAACAUAUUUCUGACUACCUGUGUUGAAGCUGAGGAACAAGAAAACAGUGCGCAAAAUCAUGGUCUUCGAAAUUAUCUUUCCCAUCACUUGGGAAUGCAAUUUCGGUCGUCUCCACCUAGAUCGGAGGGAUAUCAUGUUGUCCUAUUCCUAACUGGAGAAAAAAGGAGAAAAGUUUUAAGCAGGGUGAUUGGCAACAUGAAUAUAAAAGUUUCAGAGGUGAGGAGAAUCAACGAACUUGCUCGGUUGCUUGAUAGAAUAAAGAGAAAUUUAGACCUUUCCUCCUGUUCCCUUGAGAAAUAUGCGUUAAAUCUGAACCUAACCACCGAUGAUACAAAUGCUGUGGCGUCAGACACCAAAGACACACAUGAUCAUGUCAUCCCUCAUUUGAAAAGGUCUAUAUCCUAUGGCUCAUCAAACGUCAUCCUUAUAAUCAUUGAUUCUCAGGCUGGACAUCUCUUAGAAUUGAGUUCAACCGUGGUGAACUUCAAGAAAGAUUUGCAGAAUGUUACUUGCAAGGUUGUGUUGUUGCAAGAUCAUGUUAGGCCACAAGAAAACAGGCAUCCUCCGUUUGAUUAUGCUUUCCCGAAACCAUUACAUGGCAAACGUUUACAUGAAGUGCUUAGACUUCUAUCUGAAAAUCCAAACAGUCCAAUCCAACAUGAUAGGAAUAAGACGAGUCAGGAAAUCGAAUGCCAAGAACUCAAGGAGAUUGUGAUACCUGAUGGUAACAAAAAUAAUACUAGCAAGGACUUAAAAGGAAAGAAGGUUUUGGUCGUUGAUGAUCAGCCCAUUUUGCGCAGGUACGCCUCCAGGGUUCUUCAAAAAGAAGGAGCAGAUGUUGAUGUUUGCGAGAAUGGACAAGAGGCCUUUUAUAAAGUGUGCAGAUCUUUGAAUGACACGCUGGAAGGUGAAGUUGACAAAAGCUAUGAUUUUAUAAUGAUGGAUUGCGAGAUGCCAGUUAUGAAUGGGUAUGAAGCAACAAGGCUAAUACGAAUGGAAGAGGAGAAAAGGCAUGGUAUUCCCAUUCCCAUAAUUGCACUGACUGCCCACACUCUGGAUGAUGAGAUGAGCUUGCAUAUUAAGGAAGCUGGAAUGGAUUUUCACUUGACUAAACCUCUAAACAAGGAUGUGUUGAUGAAUUUGUUAUCUGAUUUACUAUAGCCUUUAGUUCAGAAAAAAAAAGAAAAGGAAACUUGGACAAUGGCGUCGCUCUUGCUUGGGUUAAUGAUAGAUGGUUGCUAAGUAUCAAAUUUUGAUUUUGAUGGUUGAGAUUUGUUUCAACUAUUAGAUAAUUUCAAUUGUAGUACAUAGAACAAGUUUGAUGAUUUUAAGCAAGUUUGCACACACAUUCUUGCAACUUUUACUCAUAGCCAUCCUGUGUCUAAUUUGUCAUCCAUUUGAACAGUUACAUGAAGUCUACUGAAAAAAUAUAAAUCUAGAUAAGUGAUAACAACAGGAUACGCAAAAGAAAUCCAAGAUUUGCAGUUUCCUCUUCUUGUGCUCGUUUUUCCUUUUGAUUUUCUUUUGUUAGUUUCAAGUAUUUAAUUGAGAUGAAUUUAGCACAUUGACUGAUUCCUAAUAUUAGAUUGUUUCUUAUUUUUUGUUCUUCCUUUAAUCUGUUAUUUAAAAAAAAAAAAUUAGGUAAGAUAAACCAUUUUCAAGUAUUUAAUUGAGAUGAAUUUUGCACAUUGACUGAUUCCUAAUAUUAGAUUGCUUCUUAUUUUUUGUUCUUCCUUUAAUCUGUUAUUUAAAAAAAAAAAAUAGGUAAGAUAAACCAUUCAUUGUAUGUUAGCGUAGAAGAGGACGAUAAAUGAGUAAACUCAAUAUUUUUUCCAAAUGUUGCAGAUCCCUUUGUUUAUAAUAUAGUCAGUCUUAUGUAGAUUAAAGUUCUUUAUUAAUUUAAACAACUUUCAACCAUCAAAUGGUAUCGAAUAUUGAGACAAACGGGAUGCAACUCUAACUGAAGACAAAAUGAUGUUGAUACGUGAUUUAGAGGAACGGAAAAGAAAAGGAGAACAAGGAAGAUUUCAUUGCCUUGUCCAACCUAAUAGCGAGCAAGCAAUAAAUGCAUGUCAACUAAUCCAAUAACCAUAUGAAUUAAUAUGAUCCAAAAAAAUGUAAGCCAGCUAUCUUCUAUUUUCGUGACAUGUUGAGAUGAUAGUGAAAAUUGUACUUAUUAGUAGUUUCCGAACAUAAAGAGACUUUAGUUCAUUGCUU